This is a messenger RNA of Arabis nemorensis, 972 nucleotides long. The record is from the annotation of a GenBank genome assembly. NCBI's taxonomy places the organism in Eukaryota, Viridiplantae, Streptophyta, Magnoliopsida, Brassicales, Brassicaceae.
AUGGGUCGGGUGAAAUUGGAAAUUAAGAGAAUAGAGAACACAACGAAUCGACAAGUCACGUUCUCAAAACGUAGAAAUGGUUUGAUUAAGAAAGCUUAUGAAUUGUCGAUUCUAUGUGACAUCGACAUUGCUCUCAUCAUGUUUUCUCCUUCCGAUCGCCUUAGCCUCUUUUCCGGCAAAACUCGGAUCGAAGACGUUUUCACAAGAUUCAUUAAUCUUCCUAACCAAGAACGAGAGAAAGAUAUUCAAAGCAAAGAGUAUCUACUAAGGAUUUUGCAGCAACUCAAGACUGAGAAUGACAUUGCUCUUCAACACACUAACCCUGCAGCUAUCAACUCCGACGUCGAGGAACUCGAGCAAGAAGUUUGUAGGCUACAACAACAACUCCAAAUGGCAGAAGAAGAACUAAGGAGAUACGAACCGGAUCCAGUAAGAUUCACGAGCAUGGAGGAUUAUGUAAUUUGUGAGAAGCAACUUCUCGACACUCUAACACAUGUCGUUCAACGAAGAGAACAUCUCUUGAGCAAUCAUUUAUCUUCUUAUGAAGCAUCUACUAUGCAACAAAGCAUCGCAGGUCCUUUUGUUAACGACGUCGUUGAAGGUUGGUUGCCUGAAAAUGGGCCCAAUCAAGCCCAUCUAUUUGAUGCAUCAGCCCAUUCCAAUCAACUCAGAGAAUUAUCAUCUGCAAUGUACGAACCAUUGUUGCAAGGGAGUAGCUCAAGCUCGAACCAAAACAACAUGACUGAAUGCCACGUGGCAAAUCAUAGAGAAAUGUUCCCAGAGUGGGCCCAGACAUUUACAUCUUCGGCAUUGUUGGCUUCUAUGCACCAGCAUGGAGGUGUGGGUCCUAUUAUAGAGGAGAUGAUGCAAGGUCAGCAAGGUGAAAUUCCGGCGGUGACGACGGCGGAGGCACAAGCCGACCAUGAAGUCGCCGACUAUGAAACAAGGGUUCCUCAUCUCAGUAGCCAAUAA